AUGGCGUGGCCGGUUGGUCGUCACUCGCAGGUGUGGAAGAGGCAAAGCCGGUGGAAGGAGAGGCGGUGGCAGAGGUCUCUAAGACCAGAUCAGUGGCACAAAAAUUACCCGAUUGCCAAAGGACGCCAUCAGUCUCCUAUUGAAAUCAAUAACAAAGAAGUGCAUUACGAUCGCUCCCUACUACCAUGGUUUGCUAGUUAUGAUCCUGGUGCAGCUAAGACCAUCCUCAAUAAUGGGAAAACUUGCAGAGUUGUAUUUGAUGAUUCUUUCGAUAGAUCAGUGCUGAGAGGUGGGCCACUUCCAGGAGUCUAUAGGCUGCGUCAGCUUCACUUUCAUUGGGGUUCGUCUGACGACCAUGGCUCUGAGCAUGUUGUGAAUGGAGUGAGAUAUGCAGGAGAGCUACAUUUGUUACACUGGAAUCCCAAAUACAGUAAUUAUCUCGAUGCUGUGAGAAGAACUGAUGGAAUAGCUGUUUUGGCCAUAUUUUUGCAAGUAGGGAAAACGCCCAAACCAGAGAUGAAGAGAAUUCUGGAAGAAAUAAAUGCUAUCAAAACAAAGGGGAAAGAAGCUCCUUUUCCAAACUUUGAUCCUUCAGUUCUUUUCCCUAAAUCUCAUGACUACUGGACAUACCAUGGGUCUUUCACCACUCCACCUUGCGAGGAGUGCAUCACCUGGAUUGUUCUUAGAGAGCCUAUCAUAGUCAGCUCAGACCAGCCCCUGGUUGAUAACUGGCGCCCGACUCAGCCUCGGUAUUUCAGGAUGGUGAGCGCAUCAUUCCUCUAG
Molecule: messenger RNA, 783 nt
Organism: Pygoscelis adeliae (Adelie penguin)
Lineage: Eukaryota; Metazoa; Chordata; Aves; Sphenisciformes; Spheniscidae
Product: carbonic anhydrase 3-like
Exons: 7
Coding region: 1-783 (260 amino acids)
Cellular component (GO): cytoplasm
Molecular function (GO): carbonate dehydratase activity; zinc ion binding
Source: RefSeq, a predicted model, not a curated record